Messenger RNA from Elephantulus edwardii (Cape elephant shrew), 1983 nucleotides. It is a transcript of the gene TMEM201, whose product is annotated as transmembrane protein 201. The transcript is spliced from 12 exons. Gene Ontology annotation, cellular component: nuclear inner membrane. Gene Ontology annotation, molecular function: actin filament binding; lamin binding. The record is from RefSeq and is a predicted model, not a curated record. The coding region runs from base 1 to 1983 and encodes 660 amino acids. Gene Ontology annotation, biological process: nuclear migration along microtubule. NCBI's taxonomy places the organism in Eukaryota, Metazoa, Chordata, Mammalia, Macroscelidea, Macroscelididae.
AUGGAAGGAGUGAGCGCACUGCUGGCCGGCUGCCCCACGGCAGGCCUGGCCGGCGGCCUCGGAGUCACAGCGUGCGCGGCAGCCGGUGUGCUGCUCUACCGAAUCGCUCGGAGGAUGAAGCCGACCCACACUGUUGUCAACUGCUGGUUCUGCAACCAGGACACGGUCGUGCCCUAUGGGAACCGCAACUGCUGGGACUGUCCCCACUGUGAGCAGUACAACGGCUUCCAGGAGAACGGUGACUACAACAAGCCGAUCCCUGCGCAGUACCUGGAGCAUCUUAACCACGUGGUCAGCAGUGUGCCCAGCCCCCAGGACCCCACACAGCCUCAGCAGUGGGUGAGCAGCCAGGUCCUGCUGUGCAAGCGGUGCAGCCAUCACCAGACCACCAAGAUCAAGCAGCUGGCCGCCUUCGCCCCUCGGGACGAGAGCAGGUAUGACGAGGAGAUCGAGGUGUACCGGCACCACCUGGAGCAGAUGUACAAGCUGUGCCGGCCCUGCCAGGCGGCCGUCGAGUAUUACAUCAAGCACCAGAACCGCCAGCUGCGCGCCCUGCUCGUCAGCCACCAGUUCAGGCGCCAGGAUGCCAACCAGUCCUGCAUGCAGAGCUUCUGCUCCUCCGCAGUGAAGGCCCCCAUACAGGUCAUCGUGCUCCGCGCCCUCGCCUUCCUGGCCUGCGCCUUUCUGCUGACCACCGCACUCUACAGCACAGGCGACCCCUUCGCCCCAGGGGCUGCACUGCCACCUGCCCUGCCACCCGGUGGCAAUAGCUCCACCUCCACCGCACCUGACAACAGUUCUGUGCCAGAGAGUGAAGGCUGGCGGCAGCUGCUGGGCCUGCUGCCUGAGCCUGCAUUGGCGACACUUCGGGAGGCCUGGGCUUUCGGGCAGAGCCACCAGACAGCCAUCGCAGUCCUUGGCCUGCUCACCUGCCUGCUGGCCAUGCUACUGGCUGGGCGCCUCAGGCUCCGGAGGAUCGACGCCUUCGCCUCCUGUCUGUGGGCCCUGCUGCUGGGGCUGCACCUGGCCCAGCAGUACCUGCAGGCGGCCUCACCCAGCUGGCUGGACACACUCAAGUUCAGCACCACGUCCCUGUGCUGCCUGGUGGGUUUCACAGCAGCCGUGGCCACGAGGAAGGCAACAGGCUCAAGGAGGGUCCGGCCCCGAAGGUACUUCCCAGGAGACCCUGCUGGCCUCUUCCCCACCAUUCCCAACCUGGCCAUCCCCUACUCAGGUGUCAGAGGUGCCUCGCCAGCCAUGUUCAUCCCCACCCCACCUGGCUUCCUCACCAACCAGCAGCUGUUCCGGUCGCCCCCACGGGCCUCGCCCUCCUCCCUGCCAGGCCGCCUCCAUCGGGCCCUCUCGCUGGGGACCAUUCCCUCUCUGACCCGAACAGAAUCAGGGUAUCUGUUCAGUGGGAGCCGCCCACCCUCUCAGGUGUCUCGACCCGGGGAGGUUCCUGUUACAGACUACUACUCUCUGCUGGCGGGGCACUGCCUCACCUCCCCACUGCCCUCCCCAGCACCCUCCGUGGCCGGCUCCAUGGCCUCCAGCUCCAGCUCUCUGCGCCACCGCAGACCCCUCAUCAGUCCUGCCAGGCUCAACCUGAAGGGCCAGAAGCUGCUGCUGUUCCCGGCAACCCCCGGGGAGGUCGCCAACACACCCAGCAGCUCUGAUGAGCCCUCCCCCCACAACGGCCGCCUGGUCACCCUUGAGACGCCCCCAAGGGACACCAAGCACACAGUGGACAUGAGCGCAAUGCCGGCCAGAGACCGAACCUACAGCAGCCGCUCCAUCAAGAAGGAGGAUGACUCAUCCCAGUCGUCAGCCUGUGUGGUGGACACCACCACCAGAGCAGGCACAGAGGAGGAUGCUGCCUGGAGAGGUCGUUUCAGGCCCACCCUGGUCCUAGGCCUCCUGGCAGUGAGCUUGGCUGCCAACGCCCUCUUCACCUCAGCUUACCUGUACCAGAGCCUACGCUGA